Molecule: messenger RNA, 2258 nt
Organism: Melanaphis sacchari
Lineage: Eukaryota; Metazoa; Arthropoda; Insecta; Hemiptera; Aphididae
Product: ABC transporter G family member 23-like
Exons: 16
Coding region: 198-2258 (686 amino acids)
Cellular component (GO): membrane
Molecular function (GO): ATP hydrolysis activity; ABC-type transporter activity; ATP binding
Source: RefSeq, a predicted model, not a curated record
CUCACAGACCACAAAAUUAGUAUCAGUGACCGCGUACCACGGUGUGAUACACCAUUCAGUAAUCUGAACUUGACUUAACAUUGUAACCGUAACAAAAAUAUGUGUUUGUUUUGAUAAGAAAAAUAUUAUAUUUUACGCUCAUUUUUCUGCUCUUCAAUCGAUUUUUUUGAUCCAAGGGAUAAGUUUAAAAUCUAAAGAUGGAAGAAAUCAAUCUCGAUCAUGUACAUGAAGCUAAUAGUGACGUCAAUUUAGCAGUUAAAAUAACUGAUGCGUAUAAAGCAUACAACUCAUCGAUCAUUGUAUUAAAUGGAUUUAACAUGAAUGUAAAAAAGGGAACAAUAUAUGGCUUACUGGGACCAAGCGGAUGCGGCAAAACAACAUUACUUUCUUGUAUUAUUGGCCGAGGUAGAUUGGACUCUGGACACAUACAACUUUCUGUAAAAAAGAAAAAAGAAAUAGGUUACAUGCCACAGGACUUAGCACUUUACGACGAAUUUAACAUACUAGAAACUUUUCAUUAUUUUGGGUCUUUGUACGAAAUGUCUUAUAAAGAUAUUGUCGAUAAAGGUAAAAAGUUGAUAAGUUUAAUGGAAAUGCCAUCGGCUGAGACUCAAUUCGGUUCAAUGAGCGGUGGACAACAAAGAAGGUUCUCCCUGUGUACUGCUCUUUUGCACGACCCUAGUUUGUUGAUAUUGGAUGAACCUACAGUUGGACUCGAUCCAAUCAUUAGUGCUAGCAUAUGGGAGUAUUUACAAGAUUUAACAAACCGUGGAAAAACUAUAAUUAUCACAACGCAUUACAUUGAAGAAGCACGACUUGCAAAUACAAUAGGCUUAAUGAGAAAAGGCGUUUUACUAUCUGAAUCACCUCCACUGGAAAUUAUGGCAUCUUGUAAUGCCGAUACACUUGAAAGUGCUUUUUUAAUACUCAGUCAAAAGCAAACUUCAGUUAAUACAGAAAUAAUAGAACAACCAAGAAGAAAAUCCAUACUACAACCACCUACGACGUCACUGGAAAAAUCAUCACUAUUUUCGCUAAUACGGUUCAAAGCUCAAUUAUUGAAACAUUGGUAUUGGAGCGUCAAGAAUUGGACAAUAAUAGUCUUUGUUUGUCUCUUACCAAUUUUCACUAUAUUGAUUUAUAAUUUAACCAUUGGACAUGUCCCACAACCUCUCAAUGUAGGAAUUGUCAACUAUGAAAAUCCUUCACAUUGCUCAUAUAAAUCGUUUGAUUUAUGUGAUGAAGAAAUCCCACUAAGUUGCAAAUUUAUGAAAGAAAUGGAAAAACAUGAUUUUACGUUGAAAAAAUAUAACGAUGAGAACUUAGCAAGACAAGACGCAGAAUAUGGUUUUACGUGGGGUUUCGUAACAUUUGAAAAAAAUUUUACUGAUAUGAUCGGUUUGAAAUUUGGUGAUCCAUCAAAAAUGAGUUCAAAUGAUAUAGAAGAAUCCGCCGUAAAAGCAUCAUUGGAUAUGUCAAACUAUGUAUUAAAAACAAUAAUCCAAGGAAAAUUACAUCAAAGUUAUAAAAGUCUUACUCACGCUUUUGAAAAAUGUAAUAAAACUACAGUAACUACAACGUUAGAUCCAGUACCAAUAACAUUGAUGCCACCUGUAUUUGGACAAUUAUAUGACAUUAAUAUGUCACAUUAUGGAGCUGCAGCAGUAAUAUCCAUAUUGGAAUUAUACUUGACAUUCCUGUUCACAUCGUUAUCAAUUAGUAUGGAAAAAAAUAGUGGUUUAAUUGAUAGGAGUCUUUCUUCAGGACUCACCAUUCUCGAAGUUAUUAUUUCGCAAUUGGUAGUACAAAUUAUAAUGUUAAUCAUUCAAACUACCACAGUUUUCGUAUUACAAUACAUUGUGUUCGACCAUCCAUUCUUAUGUGUAUGGAUUACCCCUUUUCUAAUGGUGUUCUUACAAGGAAUAUGUGGGACAUUUUUGGGUUUUACAGCGAGUAUUACUUUUGAUGAAGAGAAAAUCACUACGUUCUUUGGAGUAUUUUUGGUUAUGUCACAAGUAUUCUUAUGUGGUAUUAUGUGGCCAUUAGAAGCCAUGGAUCCAAUAUUAAAAAAAGUAAGUCUUUUUUUCCCGUUAACUUUAUCAGUUGACGCAUUUAGACAAAUGACUGCAAGAAAUUGGGGAUUAUCUCAACCAAUAGUUAUACAAGGAUUUAUAUCAAUAUUUAUUUGGAUAUUAGUUGCGAUUUUAUUUUUAAUGUUAAGUCUCAAGUUAAAACAAGGUAUUAAAGCGAAAAAAUGA